Asparagus officinalis (garden asparagus) is the source of this 1440-nucleotide messenger RNA. RefSeq lists its product as uncharacterized. The coding region runs from base 1 to 1440 and encodes 479 amino acids. The record is from RefSeq and is a predicted model, not a curated record. NCBI's taxonomy places the organism in Eukaryota, Viridiplantae, Streptophyta, Magnoliopsida, Asparagales, Asparagaceae. The transcript is spliced from 3 exons.
AUGAAGAUUACUCAUUUAAUCUUUGCUGAUGAUCUAUUGCUCUUUGGUAAAGGAGACCUAUACUCUGUUAAGAAACUUUAUCAGUGUGUCACUGACUUUGGUAAUGUUUCUGGACUGGAAGCAAAUAAAGAGAAAUCAUCUAUUUUCUUUGGUGGGGUUGAAGAAUCUGUAAGAACAGCAAUCAAAGAUCAACUGUGUUUGACUGAAGGAUGUUUCCCUAUAAGAUACUUGGGGGUUCCUCUAGUAUGCAAAAGACUGUCUUAUGAAGACUGUAAUUCUCUCUUAAACAAGAUUACUAGUCAAAUACAAACAUGGCAAAAGCACAGGAAACUCACAUAUGCUGGCAGAUUACAAGUGAUUAAGAGCAUCAUCUUGGGAGUUCAGAUUUAUUGGACUUCAAAUUACUUAUUACCAGUCAAAGGUGGCCUUGGCAUUUUCUCUGCUUCAAUAUGGAAUCUUGCAGCUGCCUUAAAGAAUUUAUGGAAUAUUCAUGUUAAUAGGGAAUUAAUGUGGAUUAAAUGGAUUCAUGGUACCUAUCUGAAGCAAAGAGAUAUCUGGCAUGUUAAAGCAAGAUCGGGAGACUCUUGGAUGUGGAAACAAUUAAUCAAAGCAAGGGAUAAGGCUCUGAAUUUCUGUGGAGGAGUAGGAAACCUCAUUCAGUUGAUUGCUGCCUUAAAGAACUUAUGGAAUAUUCAUGUUAAUAGGGAAUUAAUGUGGAUUAAAUGGAUUCAUGGUACCUAUCUGAAGCAAAGAGAUAUUUGGCAUGUUAAAGCAAGAUCGGGGGAUUCUUGGAUGUGGAAACAAUUAAUCAAAGCAAGGGAUAAGGCUUUGAAUUUCUGUGGAGGAGUAGGAAACCUCAUUCAGUUGAUUGGUUCUUGUUAUAAGGGGGGGAAAUUGAAGUUAUCUGCACUAUACCAUGCUUUAAACCCAACCAGCAGUAAUGUCCAAUGGCACAAUACAAUAUGGGAGAGCUUAUGCUAUCCUAAACACUCAUUCAUUAGCUGGUUAACUGUCAAUAACAGAUUGAAUACCCAGGACAGACUGUUAAGAAGGGGAAUAAUAAAUACAAACCACUGCACCUUAUGUACUGAUUCUUUUCAGGAAAACAGAAGCCACCUAUUCUUUGAAUGUGCUUAUUCUAGUGAUGUAUGGAAUUGUAUAAUGGAUUGGCUUCAAUUCUCUUGGAGAUCAUGCCAUUGGGAGAUUUUGAUAAACUGGUUCAGUUCAAGAUUGAAAGGAAGAGGUAUUAAACAAAGGGUUAAGAGAAUGGCACUGUCAGCCACCAUUUAUGCAAUCUGGAAUGAGAGGAAUAUGAGAGUUUUUCAGCAAAAGAGCAGGCCAGUUGAACAUCUAGUAAAGGGUAUUAAAGUUGAUAUCAUGACAGUGCUACUAAACUCUAACAUCCCCUCUGAAAAUGAUGCCUGGAUUCUUUCAUUGUAG